AAACGGAGAGUGUUUUAGUGUGAGCCAUGGCCCGAACCAAGCAGACCGCCCGCAAGUCCACCGGAGGCAAAGCCCCCAGGAAGCAGCUGGCCACCAAGGCGGCCAGGAAGAGCGCCCCGGCCACCGGCGGCGUCAAGAAGCCUCACCGCUACCGGCCCGGCACCGUGGCUCUGCGGGAGAUCCGCCGCUACCAGAAAUCCACCGAGCUGCUCAUCCGCAAGCUGCCCUUCCAGCGCCUGGUGAGAGAGAUCGCCCAGGACUUCAAGACCGACCUGCGCUUCCAGAGCUCGGCCGUCAUGGCUCUGCAGGAGGCCAGCGAGGCUUACCUGGUCGGCCUCUUCGAGGACACCAACCUGUGCGCCAUCCACGCCAAGAGGGUCACCAUCAUGCCCAAAGACAUCCAGCUGGCCCGCCGUAUCCGCGGAGAGAGGGCUUAGACUCAAACAGGGACUACAACACACAACCAAAGGCUCUUUUAAGAGCCACAUACAGCUUUGCUCAAGAGCCGAAAAUCACCCUUUUCUCUUCACAAACUGUCUUAACUGAAAUGGCAAAGUCAAUAGUCAAUCAUACAUUCACCACUCAGACGUUUCCAAUAGAAACUCGAAUCAUAACGUCACUAAACCUCAUUGUGUAGCUCCCAUGUUGUUUUACACUUUACUUCAUGCUAGAGUCAAUACUGCGAUUCGUCCACCAGAUGGAGACACAGACCGUCUGAUCGCAGUAAAGGCAGCGAGCUGGGCACCUGACUGCAUUUCUUUCCACAGGCCAGACAUCAGCACUUGCAAUUUUACAUCACAAAGAUUAGAUAGCAAAGUAAAGACACAAGACUCGCCUGUUUGUUUUUACAUAAUUACAGUGAGUAUGCAGAAUAAGUCACACACAUCUUUACAUGAGCGCUAAAAACCUCUGCAUGAUCAUAUGUACUUCUAAAGUAGCUGCUGUGUGAAAACUACAAAACUGUAUGACCAUAAAAUAUGGAGACAUUACUGAAGUAC
This is a messenger RNA of Myripristis murdjan (pinecone soldierfish), 998 nucleotides long. RefSeq names its product histone H3. Gene Ontology annotation, molecular function: structural constituent of chromatin; protein heterodimerization activity; DNA binding. The record is from RefSeq and is a predicted model, not a curated record. Bases 27 to 437 code for a protein of 136 amino acids. NCBI's taxonomy places the organism in Eukaryota, Metazoa, Chordata, Actinopteri, Holocentriformes, Holocentridae. The transcript has a single exon. Gene Ontology annotation, cellular component: nucleosome.